Molecule: messenger RNA, 4200 nt
Organism: Lagenorhynchus albirostris (white-beaked dolphin)
Lineage: Eukaryota; Metazoa; Chordata; Mammalia; Artiodactyla; Delphinidae
Gene: ZSCAN20
Product: zinc finger and SCAN domain containing 20
Exons: 8
Coding region: 87-3290 (1067 amino acids)
Source: RefSeq, a predicted model, not a curated record
ACUUCCGCCCUGUUGUGAAGUGGGUGUCUCGGUGGAGGCUGGGGGAGCAUUUCCUCUCCCAGGAGCCCCUUGAGGACACACUACAGAUGCAGGAAGACGCUGGACAAGGACGGCCAGCUGAAAGGAGGCAUCCAGGAGAGACCAUGGCUGUAGCCCUGGAAGCCCGGGCCCAGGCCUCCCCGCUACCAGAGCCUGAAGAACUCUUGAUUGUCAAGUUGGAGGAGGACUCGUGGAGACCAGACUCCCAACCCCGGGAGAAGGACCAUGACCCUGUCCCUGGCCCCGAGGCCUCCCGCCAGCGCUUCAGGCAGUUCCGGUACAGGGAUGCGGCGGGACCCCACGAGGCCUUCAGCCAGCUCUGGGCACUCUGCUGUCACUGGCUGAGGCCGGAGAUCCGCCUCAAAGAGCAGAUACUGGAGUUGCUGGUGCUGGAGCAGUUCCUGACUAUCUUACCCAGGGAGGUCCAGGCCUGGGUACAGGCGCGCCACCCUGAGAGUGGCGAGGAGGCAGUGGCCCUGGUGGAGGAUUGGCACCGAGAGGCGCGGGCCAUGGGACAGCGGGAACUGGAACUGUGUGCAGAAGAGACCAGGUCCUUAAAGACAGUGAAGGAAUCUCAGAGCUUCCAGCUGUGGACAGCAGAUCACUGGCCCGAGGGACAGUCCCAGAAGCAGUGGGUGAAGAAUCCAUGUCCUGACCUUCCCAAACGUCUAGACACCAAGAUGGCACUACAGCCCUUGAAAGAGGGUGCUGUCCUCACUCCCCGAGUCCCUACUCUACCAAAGAUGGGAAGCGUUGGAGAUUGGGAGGUGACAGUGGAGUCUCAGGAAGCCCUGGGUCCCGGCAGACACGCUGAGAAGGAGUUCUGCAAGGACCCCCCAGGAGACAGCUGUGGGAACGGCCUGCCCCUGGGAGUUCCAGUUUCAAAACCAACCAUCAUCUCCCAGCAAGAGCAAGGACCAGAAUUUUGGGGUCCAAGAUUUGUAAAUUCUGGACAAAAGAACCCUGAAGAUUACAGCUGGGAUACUGAGCAGACAAAACCAGCUCAGGCAUUGGCCUGGAGGGAUUCCAAGGCCUGGGAAGAACGAUAUCAGUGGGACGUGGAGGAUGUGAAAGUAUCAGGUGUGCACUGGAGCUAUGAGGAGACUAAGACUUUCCUGGCAAUUUUGAGUGAGUCUCCUUUUUCUGAAAAACUCCGGACUUGUCACCAGAACCGCCAGGUGUACCGGGCCAUUGCAGAGCGGCUGAGGGCACAGGGCUUCCUGCGGACCCUGGAGCAGUGUCGCUACAGAGUCAAAAAUCUCCUACGGAAUUACCGGAAAGCCAAGAGCAGCCACCCGCCGGGGACCUGCCCCUUCUAUGAGGAGCUGGAGGCCCUGGUGAGGGCUCGGACGGCCAUCAGAGCCUCAGAUGGCCCAGGAGAGGCUGUGGCUCUCCCCAGGAUGGGGGACAGUGACAUGGAGGUGGAUGAGCAGGAGGAAGGGGGCUGGGAGCCUGAGGAAACAACGGACGACUGUAAUGGUGAUGACAGUCACCUGGCCACUGAAGAGUUCGUCCACAGACCCAGGAUUCCAGGGGGCCCAGCUCUGCUCCAGAGUCGUAUUGCAGGUGUGCACUGGGGCUACGAGGAGACCAAGGCCUUCCUGACCAUUCUCAGUGAGUCCCCAUUCUCUGAGAAGCUUCGCACUUGUCACCAGAACAGCCAGGUGUACCGGGCCAUUGCAGAGCGGCUGUGUGCACAGGGCUUCCUGCGGACCCUGGAGCAGUGUCGCUACAGAUUCAAAAACCUCCUUCGAAGCUACCGAAAAGCCAAGAGCAGCCACCCACCUGGGACCUGCCCCUUCUAUGAGGAGCUGGACUCGCUGAUGAGGGCUCGGACUGCGGUUAGAGACAUGGGGACCAGCAAGGAGGCAGUGGGUCUUCCUACUUCUGGGGAGAGUGGUACCCAGGUUGUCAACCAGGAGGCCUGGGAUGAAAUGGCAGGUGAAGAUGCCAUCAGAUCUCCAACCCCAGGUCCUAAAACCCCAGACACUGGUUUUGAGAUGAGGCAUGAGGAUGAAGACCAGAUUUCAGAGCAAGACAUUUUUGAAGAUUUGCCUGGAGCCUUAUCAAAGUGUACUGCAGAGGAUGAUUGCUACCCUCAUGAUUGGGGGGAAGACAGUGAAAAUGAAAACGAAGGUAAAGGGCAGUGGGGAAAUCCAUCCCAGGAUCAGUGGGAAGAAUGUUCUUCUGAAGAGGACUUAGAAAAACUCAUCGAUCAUCAAGGCCUGUACCUUGCAGAGAAACCCUUCAAGUGUGACACGUGCGUGAAAAGGUUCAGCCGGAAUUCGCAGUUAAUCGCCCACCAGCGGAUACACACAGGUGAGAGGCCCUACAAAUGCCUUGAAUGUGGGAAAAGAUUUAGUGACCGCUCCAACUUCAAUACCCAUCAGAGAAUCCACACUGGAGAGAAGCCCUACAAAUGCCUUGAAUGUGGGAAAAGCUUUAGUGACCACUCCAAUCUCAUCACCCACCAGAGAACGCACAUGAGGGUGAAACCCUAUAAAUGUGGGGAAUGUUGGGAAGGCUUCACCCAGAGCUCAAACCUUCUGAAACAUCAGAGAAUCCACUUGGGAGGAAAUGCUGAUCACUGUGGUGAGCCUGGGAAAAACUCUGGCCAGAGCCCAUCCUUUAGUGCUCACUGGAGGAACUCAGCAGAGGAGACAUCUCUGGAACAAACUCAGAGUGCCAGUAAGAACUUGAAUUCUCCUGGACUGCAAAGCACCAACUCAGGGGAUAAACUUUAUCAGUGUUCCGAAUGUGGAAGAAGCUUCUCCAAGAGUUCUGCCCUCAUCAGUCACCAAAGAAUCCACACGGGAGAGAAACCAUAUGGAUGUACCGAAUGUGGGAAAAGCUUCAGUAAGAGCUCCACUCUGGCCAACCACCAGCGAACCCACACUGGGGAGAAGCCGUAUGAGUGUGCGGACUGUGGGAAAUGCUUCGGGGAGCGUUCCAAGCUCAUCACACACCAGAGGGUGCACACAGGAGAGAAGCCCUACAGAUGCCUCGAGUGUGGGAAGUUCUUCCGUGACCGUUCCAACCUCAUUACCCACCAGAGAAUCCACACAGGAGAGAAACCUUAUAAGUGCAGAGAGUGUGGGAAAUGCUUUAACCAGAGCUCCAGUCUUAUUAUUCACCAGAGAAUCCACACUGGGGAGAAACCCUACAAGUGUAUGGAGUGUGGCAAAGAUUUCAACAACAGCUCCCACUUCAGUGCCCACAGGAGAACCCAUGCAGGAGGGAAGGUGUCAUAGGAGACAAAAGAGAAAAACGUAUAUUUAAAUCUCCCAAGAUCCUAAGACGUAUGCUAGAAAGAAACUGUCCCAAUUUUUAAGAUUAGCGUGUACCUGGGGAACUUACCUUGGUACAGUCCAGGUAAUUCGGAAGUGAAUUACAAAUGCUAAUGAUCCAGAUUUGAAGGCACUUUUCUUAAGUGUCAUGUGUUUUUUCUCCUGCAAAAAAACCCACACAAUCCUCAGGCUGCCCUUAUAUCUGCUGUCGUGUAAGAGCUUUAUCAGUGUUUGAGCCAGACUGGUAACUGAGGGGAUUAGAGGUAAAUCAGUGAUCCUGAGCAGUGAUUCUAGACCUUGCUGUGCCUUCACACUGUCCACAUGUACACACGCCCCAUCAGUGUACGUUGGCAGAUUCUCAUACGUGGCCAUUUUCCGUUGGGGCAUAACCUCCUGGGAGAACUUUGAGACUCUCCAGUGAUGGGGGCAUAAUUGAGAAUCAGUGGCCUAGAGCAGCCACCAUAAGCUUAUCAAAGGGUAGAAACAACAGUGACAUCAUUACUAGAUCAUUAUUAAUAAUAGCAAAAGUAGCCAGCAUCUAUCGAGCUCUUCGGCAGGCUCUGUGCUAAGCACUUUGUAUACAUCAUCUCAUUUACUCCUCACGGCAGCCCCAGGAGGUACUAAUAAUUUCCCCAUUUACCAGAAGAGAGAAGUGACUUGCUUGGGUCACACAUCUGAAAAUGGCAGAGGCAGGAUUCAACCAGCUCUGUCUCUAGGGCCUGAGGUGCUUUCACUGCUUCACUGAAUCCCCUUUCACAUUGGGGCAGGUAACUCAGGUGCCAAAGCACUUUGUAGACCACAAUUUUCUGUUAAAAUUCCCUAUGAGUUCUGUUUUUAACAUAUAUGGACAUUGAGAAUCCCAGAAGAUUGAAGG